Messenger RNA from Saccoglossus kowalevskii, 1841 nucleotides. Its product is annotated as serum response factor-like. NCBI's taxonomy places the organism in Eukaryota, Metazoa, Hemichordata, Enteropneusta, Harrimaniidae. Gene Ontology annotation, molecular function: protein dimerization activity; cis-regulatory region sequence-specific DNA binding; DNA-binding transcription factor activity, RNA polymerase II-specific. Gene Ontology annotation, biological process: positive regulation of transcription by RNA polymerase II. The record is from RefSeq and is a predicted model, not a curated record.
UGAAAAAUCUAAAUAUCGUCAUACCGCGAAAAUAAAAACAUUAUAGCAUGCCGAACCAAACUACGGGUUCCAGUCAGGGUCAGCUAGGAUCUGUCGAUUUUUCCACUGCUGUUGGUAUACCAGACAUGCUGAAUAACACCACGAUCGGUGCCGAUGACGGCAGUUUUCAGCCCAGUUUCGAUCCCUCAGCUGCAUCCGCUUGCAUGGACGGGGAUGAUAGCAACGGGAGUUCUGAUCUGGAGGAUCAGUUUGGCUCACCGAAUGAAAGAGGCAAAAAAAGAUUAGCUGAAGAUAUGAUGAAACACCCGGUUGGUAAAACAGAUGGUCCAAAACCUGGAAAGAAAACCAAAGGUCGCGUCAAGAUUAAAAUGGAGUUUAUUGACAAUAAGUUACGACGGUACACAACGUUCAGCAAACGCAAAACCGGAAUAAUGAAAAAGGCAUACGAACUAUCGACACUGACUGGGACCCAGGUAAUGCUUCUUGUUGCUAGUGAAACUGGCCACGUGUAUACGUUCGCAACUCGGAAACUGCAACCAAUGAUCACCAGCGAAAGUGGAAAAGCUCUCAUUCAAACGUGUUUGAAUUCUCCUGACCCACCUGCAACACAAGCUGGGCCACAGACGUCCGACCAACGCAUGAGUGCAACGGGCUUCGAAGAGACAGAGUUGUCGUACCAAGUUAACGAAGAGGAAGGCAAGGAUGGUACAAAGACUCACAUGUUCACAGUUACAAAUAUACCUGGUGCUGGUGCUGAUGGAACUGUUCCUGGCGCUUCAUCUGCAGGUAUACAAAUAACUGGAACUGGUCAUACGUACCCAAUGACUAACUACAUGCCUACAAGUACAGCCAAUAGUAACCACAUAAACACUGCGUCUAGUGGCGUGAAGACUAGCACCAUCAAUGCAUCGACACAUGCCACCGCUACCACUAACUCUAGUAAUAUUUCAAUGCAGUUACCAGGCGGAAUAGCUACAAUUCUCUCCCCAGGAACACAACUGCCACCCGGCACAGCAAUACAACUAGCAGGAUUACCUCAGUUGCAAACACAGGGCCAACAAGUUCAAGUACAGGCAGGUCAAGUUCAAACUACUCCAACUCAACAGGUGUACAGAUUUCAGUCGGGAGGAUCCAACAUGUCAAGUCUGAACCAAAUGCUGACAGCAGUGGCAAUGCAACAACAGCAACAGAAUACACAUACAACGAAUGAUGACCAACAGCAGCAACAACAACAACAGCAGCAGCAGCAACAACAACAACAGCAACAGCAGCAACAACAACAGCAACAGCAACAACAACAACAAACUACAACUAUAUCACUUGUGCCUAGUUCACAGGUACCCACAACAGUAGCCACAUCAAUGCCUAGUCAUGUUAUGUAUCAGACGGCGCAAGGAGUUGUGUAUGCACCGGCACCGACAUCACUUACUGAUGGUCUGACAUUUUUAAACUACCCUGCAAUUACACAACUACAAGAAAUGGGUGGCAUGCAGCAAGUGACCUUAGCGGCCAUUACCGGCCAGACUGGUCAGGCAGCCUCAGGAUUGACGCAAAUACCAAUACCGUUAACACUACAUGCACAUGGUCAAAGUGUUGAUGCAACAGACUUGCAGCAAUCAGUUGGAGACAUUAAGGUAUCAAGGCCAGAGUGACACUGAAUCAACCAUAUUUAAUCAUUCCAUUUAAAGAGUUUUCUAUGGACGAAGUAUGGACUAGAAAACCUGAGAACAUCUUCAGUGUAUUGUCUGUCUACUAGGAAAAAAUGACCAAGUGGUGUAUUUUUGGUAUGUUUUUUUUAACAAAGUAAGAGACACUGGUGCUUGUAGUAUACUAGGUCACGG